UUCAUCGCCUCGAGUUACGGAACCUACUACUCAUCAAGAUUUUCAUCUUGUCUAGUCUUGCUCUUGUCUGUCCUUGCCGGAAAUUUCUACAAGCAACGCUCACUCUGCUCAACCCCACCGCAUCUUUAUAAAUUCUCGCAUUCUCUUGCAGUCUUUAUAUGAAUUCAUUUUUCAAUUGGUGGAGUGCACGCUAUACCACAGAAGUACGAUAUCCGAAAGAAUCUGCUCUGGUAGCCACAAAAGAACAACAUUCGAGCACAACCAGCGUUUUUCUACGUGAUUUCGUGGAGCGACGAUGCCCCUCACUCUAUUCGGAGUUCCGUCCCGCAUGGUGGUUGCCAAACGGCCAUAUGCAGACUCUCUAUUGCGUCCUCGGAGAUUUUUCAGCUAGAGAUAAGGUGGUGUAUAAACGGACCCUGCUCCGCCUGCUCGAUGGCGGAACCGUGGGUUUGGACUCCACACCAGUGGAUGAUAGCCAUUUACCUCCCGACACUCCGAUCAUCGUCGUCUUGCAUGGGCUCACAGGGGGUUCAUAUGAAUCGUACGUGAGAGCUAUUCUCUCUCCCGCGUGCAUGCCGGUCCACCAGGGCGGACUUGGAUAUCGUGCAGUCGUGGUUAAUUUCCGCGGAUGUGCAGGCGUCCCGGUCACGAGCCCACAGCUCUACUCCGCUGGCCAUACAGAUGAUCUCCGUCAAGCUUUAUUCUACAUAUCUCACCGAUACCCAGAGGCUCCUUUAUUGGGACUGUCUUUCUCUCUUGGAGCAAACGUUAUGACACGGUAUGUCGCGGAGGAAGGAGAACGUAGCCGUUUGAAAUCAGCAUGUGUUCUCGGAUGUCCCUGGAAUUUAGCGGCGAAUGCCUCCAAGCUCUUGGCCACGUAUAUAGGACGUCAUGUUUACUCGAAAGGCAUGGGCCGAAAUUUGGUUAAUCUUCUGAAGCGGCACGUUAGCACGUUUGCCUCCGAUCACGAUGUCGCUAAAGCUGCCGCUGUGACUAUCGCCCUCACUAAACCCACGAUCGACAUGUUCGACGAACACUUCACAAGAAUUGGUGGUGGUUCUUCGCCUCCCUGGCCCUUCGCAUCAGCAAAUGAUUAUUACGAAUAUUCAUCAAGCCACAAUGUGCUUAACAAAAUCAAAAUCCCACUCCUAGCCAUCAACGCUGCAGAUGACCCUGUGGUUCAGGAUGUGCCAAUGGACGGUGAAGGUAAUGGGUGGGUAAUUAUGGCCCUGACAUCCUGCGGUGGGCAUCUUGGAUGGUUUGAACCAGACGAUGGAUGGGGACAGGUCAGGCGAUGGAUCAAGCGCCCGGUGUUUGAAUGGCUGCGUGCAACAGGAGAAGACUUUGUUCGUUCGCCUCCACGUUGGCGACCAUUGCAUCAGGAAGGCGGCUUUCUCAAAGAGGUUGGCACUGAGGGGCUAGGGUGCAAAGAAUUAGACGGAAGUAAUAUCAUUGUGGAUACAGAGGGAGAGGCCGGGUUGCUGGCCGGGUUGUAAUCCGAGGAAACAGAUAUACUGUUAGAUUUCUUAUUUAUUCUAAUCACUAUCGCUAAAAUGCACUCCAUCAUCAUCUUCAUCUUCAUCUGCGCGCAGCUGGCUCCUGUCGUACUGGCUAAUAUCAACAGAAACGGUGCCUUCUUCCACGAAACUGUCAUCAUCGUGCUCCAAGUUCUUGUUUUUCUCAAAUAAUUGGCGACCUGAUCA
Suillus subalutaceus is the source of this 1703-nucleotide messenger RNA. RefSeq names its product AB-hydrolase YheT. The record is from RefSeq and is a predicted model, not a curated record. Gene Ontology annotation, biological process: medium-chain fatty acid biosynthetic process; medium-chain fatty acid catabolic process. The coding region runs from base 159 to 1496 and encodes 445 amino acids. The transcript has 8 exons. NCBI's taxonomy places the organism in Eukaryota, Fungi, Basidiomycota, Agaricomycetes, Boletales, Suillaceae. Gene Ontology annotation, molecular function: monoacylglycerol lipase activity; acetylesterase activity.